GCUGGAGAUACUGUCAAAUCGUAUAUAUACCACGAUAACUCGUGAAAUUAUUUACGAAGUUAUGACAAUAUUGACUUGUCAAUGAUUGAUAAACAAAGAGUGAGUUUUUAUGUUAAUACCCGACAUUUAGCGAGAUGAGGGACUAGAGUGUCCCAGUUAUUUUUGCUGAAAUAAAAAAGCAGAAGAAUUAUUGAUUCGCUUAACGAGCUCGACUGCAACAAUAUUCAAGAAUUUUCAUUGCAAAAUGAGGGGAAUUUUGAUCUUCGAUCAUCUCAAUGACGUGCUCUUCACAAAAUGCAACCGCAAGUUCUCGAAACAUGUUUUUAAUCUUGGCAAGAUUCAGGGAUUAAUCCCCGAAGACGAGGACGAAGAAUCGUGGAAACUGAGCGGGAAUGUCAUAAUGCAGCUGUUUUCACCGGUUGUCACCUCCCAGCAGGUGAUGGCCUCACAAUUUGGCAAUUCUUACACCUCGAUGCAGUGCCAGGAUGGCACCAAUAUCGUUUUUGAUGAUGCUAUGGGCUACACAUUCAUCUAUGUGUCCACUGAUGAUGUCGAGUUCAUGAAGAGAACAUUGGGGAUUUGCGUGACGAUCGUCACGCACGUUUGUGGACCUGAUGUUGCUACAUUAAAAUCAAGCAGACAGAAAGCUUCCCUGGUGUCUUCCUUGCUGGACGCCUGGAGAUUCCUCCGUCAAACGGAGCAAAGUAUCCUGACAGAAUCAGUCGAGCAACUCAGCGUGAACGCAGACAUAGCAUCCUCAACCUUGAAAAUCCUGCACGAGACCUCAGACAAGCUCAAGACGCAGUCAGAAUUCUCGAACGUGCACGCUCUAGUUUUGGUGGAGAAUAAAUUUCUCUCUCUGUACUCGAGCAAAAAUGCCCAGGACCUCAGGGCAGCAGACAUUCUCCUGAUGAUUCUGAUGUGCCGAGUCGCCAGUGGAAGCAAAUCCGAGGAUCUGGAGAAUGAUGGAGACAUGCUUCUAAGCCAAAGUCAUGGGUCCAGCGACGAAGGAUCCCUGGGCAUUGGAGGAAAACUGCCUAAUCCUACAUUAGCUGAUAUUGGCCACCUAUUCGGUGAUUCGAGAGACUCCUCAUUCAGCGAGGGACUGAAUGCCCUGGCUGAGGAGGGUCUCUUCAGCCAACUGUUGCUCCUGGGGUCCGAGCAGAGCAGAACCUCCAAUGCAAUUCACAUCUACGAGAUUUCUGAAGGGAUUCACCUGGCAGUCAUCCUCGAAGUUACGAAUUUAGCAACUUCCUCUGGGAUUUACGAGAGUUUCUAUCAUCUCAAUGUGAUGAAUGGUCUUCAGCUACAGAGAGAUCUCGACGAGCUGCGAAUAGCCUUCGACAAUUUCGAUGGAGCCAUUAAAAAAACCGUCGAUGGCAUCAAGAAAAACCGAGGGCACGUGGGGAGUGACGUUGACAUGUGUCAGAGACGCUUGCAGGUUAAAUGGGAAUUUGUUCGAAAAAAGUACUUGGAGCUCUUCAAGUCGAGGGACCCAGAGGCUAUCCUCCAGAUUGAAUCCAAUAUCUCUGGGUUUAUAGAUACAAUGAAGGACCUAUUCAGACUUACUUGUUUCAGCAGGAGCUUCCUUAAGAAUGGAAAUGAUGUUGUACUUACUGUCUGUCGACUUGUCAAGCAGAAGUUUAAUGACUUCAGUGGAUUUCUCAGGGUCAAGGCUAUCAAGAAUUUCACUUUGAGGUCGAGGACUUCGUUGACGAUUAAUAAGUAUCUCGAGGAGUUUCCCGGCCUUGUGCAUUUUAUUUACAUCGAUAGAACCACACACAGACUGACUGCACCCACCCUAGAUUUUACCAAUCCAGAGACUUUGGCACUUACUACUAAAAAAAUAUGGUCAAUGAUCGAUCACAGCAGGAAUCAUCUGCAGGAGGGACAUUUUUCUGUUAUGUGGAAAGAUACUACUUUCAAUUAUGCCUAUUUUCUGUGGUUUGAGGACAGCUCGGGUGCUCCUCUGAAGUGCAAAACCUACCUGAACAGUGUGAUAAAGAAUUUUCCAGUACCUGGAAUUUUAUGUGAUGACUAUUACAAGAAAUUAGCACAGGUUUGCUUUCCAAAGGUAUCUCCCAGCAAAAUCCAAAUUUACGAACUCUACUGCGUUCACUUGGGUCUCGCCACAUCCUCAUGUGUGCUCGAGCACUCGAGAAGACUAGCAGCUACAAUCUGGGAAGUCACUGGACUUCCAAACAAUCCUGCUGAUCUGUUGUAAAUGUUUAUCCAUUUAUUGAAUUUUAAUAAUCCCUGGAGUCCCAAGGGAACAAUCAGAAUUGUGCCAAUGUUUUUAAAACAUUUUGUAAUUAGAUUUUUAUUCAAAAGACAGUAUUUAUAGGCCGUACCAUAAUAUCAACAUUUGUUAUUGUUUUUGUUUUCUCCUCUACGAUAAGCCCUCUUAAUGACGCAAUUGUAAAUAAAUGAGUAUAAAACGAA
This is a messenger RNA of Fopius arisanus, 2442 nucleotides long. RefSeq names its product Hermansky-Pudlak syndrome 1 protein (gene HPS1). Bases 245 to 2224 code for a protein of 659 amino acids. Gene Ontology annotation, cellular component: BLOC-3 complex. Gene Ontology annotation, molecular function: guanyl-nucleotide exchange factor activity. The transcript is spliced from 4 exons. The record is from RefSeq and is a predicted model, not a curated record. Lineage: Eukaryota; Metazoa; Arthropoda; Insecta; Hymenoptera; Braconidae. Gene Ontology annotation, biological process: vesicle-mediated transport.